Molecule: messenger RNA, 2866 nt
Organism: Cloeon dipterum
Lineage: Eukaryota; Metazoa; Arthropoda; Insecta; Ephemeroptera; Baetidae
Product: 1-phosphatidylinositol 4,5-bisphosphate phosphodiesterase eta-2-like
Exons: 16
Coding region: 214-2610 (798 amino acids)
Biological process (GO): lipid metabolic process; phosphatidylinositol-mediated signaling; release of sequestered calcium ion into cytosol
Molecular function (GO): calcium ion binding; phosphatidylinositol-4,5-bisphosphate phospholipase C activity
Source: RefSeq, a predicted model, not a curated record
UUAAACGGCGGAUCGGGUUCUGCUUGUGUGGCGUAUGAGAUGAGCCUGUGCGAAAGGCUAAUGCCCUUAUGAUUGAGACGAAGCAAGCACCCAGGCCACGCUGUCUUUGGCUGUAUAGCAACAAAUAGGAGAAGAUCAGCAGUCCGUUCAGACGGUUAGAGUACAGUCAUCCUUGAGUCUCCGUCGCAGCCUUGAAGUGCUUGGAAGGUGAAAAUGGACAAGAUCACCAGCGCUUUUAAUUGGUUUCGAGGCGACCGCACCGAUGGCGUGAAAAAAACAGAUGAGCUGGAAAUCGAGGCAAUCACCAAAAUCAUCGAGAGAGGUGCCUAUCUAUGGAAGGUCCGCUCCUACACCCGCUGGUUCCAGCGGUGGUUCUUUGUGGAUGCCAACGGGCACCAAUUCGGCUACCAUAGGAGCGGGCUCAGAAGAGCGAUGUGCUUGGCCAAAUCGAGGGUGCUAGUUGACUUCAGUGAUAUCGUGGACGUGCGGAAGGGUUGGCGGAGCGACGUGUUCAACCAGCUAGCCAAAGAGGUAGAGGGCAAGCCGCGUAGCAGUGUCGACGUGGACGAAAACACGUGCUUCACGGUGGUGGUGGGUGGCAGCAACCGCAACCGCACCUUUGACCUGGUCGCUAAGACGCCCGAGGAGUGUGACACUUGGGUCCGGGGCCUCAAGCACUUGAUCCACAUGUCCAAGACCCAGGAGAAGAGCGAGCAAUUCGACAGGUGGUUAAUGAAGAUGUUCAGGUCUGCCGACGACAACAAAGACGGCGGACUAAGUUUCGAUGAGUGUCUUUCCCUGCUCAAGCAGAUGAACGUGAAACUAAGAAAAAGCUACGCUAGGAAAUUGUUUAACCAAGCGAACUCAUUGACAAGAUCGAGCGAUAGGGAGCAAGUAUUAGACGAGAACGAAUUCGUCGCGUUUUACCAUCUCCUUAUGAGCAGACCGGAAAUCAACACCCUGUUCAGCAGGUAUGCUGAUGAAAACGACGAGCUAAACUCUGAAGGGCUGAGCCAAUUCUUCUACAGAGAACAAAGAUGCACAAAACAUCCAGACGACUGUCUCGAAUUGAUAAGGGAGUACGAGCCCUCGGAUUUGAAGCACAAAGACGAGCCUAAAAUGUCCGUCAUAGGUUUUACGAAUCUUUUGCUGAGCGAGGAAUUCCAACUUUGCGAAUCGAAACAUUUGGCCGAGGUUUAUCAGGAUAUGACGCAACCGCUGUCGCAUUACUUCAUCGCCUCCUCACACAACACGUACUUGACGGGAAAUCAACUCAGCGGUGAGAGCACAGUGGAGGGCUACAUUAACGCUUUGACCAAAGGAUGUCGUUGUGUCGAACUUGACUGCUGGGAUGGACCAAAAGGUGAGCCGAUGGUGUACCACGGCUUCACCCUGACUACGAAGAUCAUGUUCCACGACAUCCUGACCGACGCGAUCCUGCCGUACGCGUUCAAGGUGUCUGAUUAUCCGGUGAUUCUGUCGCUGGAGGUGCACUGUUCGGCCGAGCAGCAGGCCCGCAUGGCCCACCAUCUGACCACCAUCCUUGGUGAACUGCUGUACUUGCAGCCGAUCGACGAUCUGACGCAGCUUCCCUCACCAGAGCAACUCAAGAGAAAAAUAAUCAUAAAGGCGAAGAAACUAAAGACGCAGCUGUGUAAGCCGAUGAGGAUGUCAAAAGCUGAAGACAUCAAUGACGGGCAGGACGACGAGGAGUCGUCGCAGUCCGAGCCUGAUUCCGACAAUGAAGCUGAUGAAGAACCCGUCCAAGCGGACGGAACUGUUUCCUCCACAGUAGUGAAAAAGCAAGUACCUGUGGAGUGUCAUUUGUCGGAUUUGGUCAACCUCUGCCAGGCAGUACACUUCCACGGGCUGCGCUAUUCAAAAAUGCAUGGGAAAUGCUUCCACAUGUCUUCCUUCGCGGAGAAUAAAGCCAAGAAAUUGAUCUCAACUGACCUGGAUGGUUUCAUCGACUACAACAGGCGCCAACUUUCAAGAAUCUACCCAGGCGGGAAAAGGGCCGAUUCGUCCAACUUCAAUCCCAUCCAAUUUUGGAAUGCAGGCUGCCAAAUUGUUGCGUUGAACUACCAAGGGAAGGAGAGUCCGUGCUUCUACAACGAGGCCAAGUUCAAGACAAACGGCAACUGUGGCUACAUCUUGAAGCCGCCAUACCUGCGUGAUCAGACAUCCUAUAGUUUGAAUGACAGGCCAGCGUGGAGCCCAAAAGUGCUCCGUCUACAGCUAAUAAGCGGGCAGCAUAUUCCGAAGCCAGACAACUCGACUGAUGGCGAGAUCGUUGACCCGUACAUCAAAGUGAAAGUGAUCGGAAUGGAAUGCGACCAGCGCGAAUUCAAAACCAAAGACAUUCACGAUAACGGACUGAAUCCAGUUUGGAACGAAACUUUCGAGUUUCCAGUAUUCUACCCAGAUCUUGCAAUGCUGCAUUUGGCUGUGAAAGACAACAGCAACACUGGCGUCAACGAGCUCCUCGGCGCCUAUGCCGUUCCUUUUACCAGUUUGAGAGAAGGCUAUUGCCACUGCCCACUACUGAACGAACAGAGACAACCCCUCUCGCCAGCAACUCUUUUCAUGCAUAUUUCUAUUACCGAGUGAUAUUAAUGCAAAAUAACUAUUUAAAAAAUCAAAACGCACAUAUGAUGAGGGUGUAGCUAAAACAAAUUAUUUUUUUUUUGCAUUUUGCUACACGAUUUAUAUUUUUACUCGCACAGUAUUGAAUUUAACCGAUACAAUAUAAUGACUCAGCGUUUCCACUUUUGUAUGAUAGAAGAUUCCGAACUAAUAUAAAGUUUCUGCAGUGUAAUUUUGACAGUUAUUUCAAGAAUAAAUCAUUCAUAUGAUUUAUAUCUCA